Messenger RNA from Cryptococcus deneoformans JEC21, 744 nucleotides. RefSeq lists its product as hypothetical. The transcript is spliced from 5 exons. Lineage: Eukaryota; Fungi; Basidiomycota; Tremellomycetes; Tremellales; Cryptococcaceae. The record is from RefSeq and is a predicted model, not a curated record. The coding region runs from base 253 to 606 and encodes 117 amino acids. Gene Ontology annotation, biological process: intra-Golgi vesicle-mediated transport.
GUCGAUAUUCUUGUUUUUUGGUUUUAUUUUGGGAGAUACACCUUUUCAUCUUAUCAUUUACAUUUUACGUUACAUAUCCAUACUAUCUCAUUUCGCGCCGGAUUGGACCGAGAAGAGUAUCCAUAUCUCUACGAAAGAGGGAAAAAGGAAUCGACGACUAGCGAUCACUCAGUGACCAACGCCGCUACCAAUUCAGCGACCAGCUCAUAUAUCAGCUACCAGCCCAAACCCCCAAGUACCUACCGAUCUACCAUGCCAAGUGCGACAGACCAAACGUUGGAAAACCAGAAUGAGGAAGAGUUGAAUUCUCUGCACAGUAAAAUCAGAUCUCUUCGGUCGGUGACGAUCGAUAUCCUAGACGAUGCGAAUCGUCAGAAUGAUCAGCUCGACAGAACUACCAACACAUUCUCCUCAUUCGCCUCGUCCCUCUUCUCCACCUCGCGCCACCACUCUCGCUCCGUCGCUGCCAGCUCUGCUUUACGGCAGUACCGUGUGAUUGCGUAUAUCGUGAUGGGCGUAGUCGUGCUUUGGCUGGUGAUGAAAGUCUGGAGGAAUGGACCAGGGCCGACGGCGCCGGCGGCUACACCGCUCGAGGGAGAGUAUUAGGAUGUACCGGGCGGGGUUGUCUUUUUGGUUUUUUAUUUGUUUGUACACUGUAAUGCAUAGUCGAUACCGUCGCACAGUCGAGUGUAUUCCGUCCCCAGGAUGGGUUUGUUUAUAGGAUGUGGUGAUGUCUCCAGUCCA